GUGUGGGGAAUUGCUCAUUAACCACCUCCCCCCCCUCCCCCCACUCCUCCUCCAGAUCUCGAGCUGAGGCGGUGGCCACGAUCUAACCGGCAUCGAGUGAGAGGCGGCAGGUGUGUGUCCUUGGCCUGAACUACAAAAUCGCCAGGUGGCACAUGCAUGGGAACUCCUGAGGCAUGCUGUGAGCUGUAGUUCCUGGCCUCUGCUCUUGAUGAAGCUUUCCCCACCCCCAGAGAUGGCAGCCAUUCGGAAAAAGUUGGUUAUUGUUGGAGAUGGUGCUUGUGGCAAGACAUGCCUUCUGAUUGUGUUCAGUAAGGAUCAGUUCCCUGAGGUUUAUGUACCAACUGUCUUUGAAAACUACAUUGCAGACAUUGAAGUGGAUGGCAAACAGGUUGAACUUGCACUCUGGGAUACAGCUGGGCAAGAAGACUAUGAUCGACUCCGACCACUCUCCUACCCUGACACUGAUGUUAUUUUAAUGUGCUUCUCAAUUGAUAGCCCAGACAGCUUGGAAAAUAUCCCUGAGAAAUGGACACCUGAAGUGAAGCAUUUUUGUCCCAGUGUGCCUAUAAUUCUAGUUGGAAACAAGAAGGACUUGAGAAAUGAUGAGAACACACGAAAAGAGCUUGCAAAAAUGAAGCAGGAACCUGUGAAGCCAGAGGAGGGACGAGACAUGACCAACAAAAUUAGUGCUUUUGGCUACAUGGAGUGCUCUGCCAAAACAAAGGAAGGAGUUCGGGAAGUCUUUGAGAUGGCCACGCGGGCUGCAUUACAAGUCAAACACAAGAAGAGACGCAAGUGUGUACUGUUGUAGGAUCUGAUGCAUACUGUCGCAUGUACUGUAUCAGCUGUAAUAACAUUUAUCAAACUUUUUACACAGUAUAUGGAGAUUUUCCUCUUUCUUCCCCCGGUUUUCAAAUGGCUAUUUUUCAAACACUUUAGUCUGAGCCUUUUUUGACUUGCUGUGUAAUGCUUAGUAUUUGAAUAGUGAUGGGAGGAGCCUAGUGUUGAUCUGAGAUCACGAACACCAGCACCUCAUGACAGUGGGUUUAAGCACUGUAAGUUCAGGGGGCGAGUGGGGAUUUAGUACCAUUUGGGUAUCUACAUUGUUAUAAAAAAAACUCAUUAUAAAACCAGAUAAUUAUAUAGUGUCAAAACAACUUUUCUGCAUAGUUCCAUUUAACUUGAACAUUUGGUACAGAGCAUGAAAUAGUUUGUAUAAUCAUCUUCUGUAACCUGAUCACUUUAUUUGCUGAAAUGAACUAUUUCUCUACAUUCUAAGUCUGUGCUGCUGUUUUUUUUUCUGUUAUCUAAGCAUUGCAGGCCAAUCUGGGAGUAGUGCUGCAGACUCCUGUGAAUGAUAGUUAACUAGCUUUUGUAUAAUUGCAUUCUGUUCAACUUGAUUUUCUUUCUUUUUGUAGAUUUAUUGUAUUGAGAUUCAAGUUUGUAUUGAACCUCUUUGUAUAAAAUGCUAACUGUCAACACUUAGUGAUUUGUAAGCCCCUAUCCUAUCUGAGGGUUUAUAUUAACAUAAUCCUGUCUUCUGAAUUUUGUAAUAGUUGUGCAGAAAUGACUCAGCCAGUUUACAGCACUUGCUGUGAAGCUCUGCUUCCUCUGCACACACUUGUAUUUGCUGCUGCUUAACUAGAGGCUGAAGCAGUUUUCCCAAAGAACAUUCCACAAUUGUUUAAAUUCACUUUGGUCUGCAACCUGCACAGCCAGCAUGUGCAUCUAUCCCCCCUCUUGAUCUGUUGAUUUCAAUCUUGUAUGCAAUAACCAAUACUGUGGCUUAAAUGUAAAAUCAUUUUGCUUUCAUCCUGGGUUAAACAUUUCAGACAGUUGGCACUUAAAUGUAAAAAAAAUAAUAAAUUUAAUGGAACACUUUAAA
This is a messenger RNA of Carcharodon carcharias (great white shark), 1885 nucleotides long. RefSeq names its product ras homolog family member Cb (gene rhocb). The record is from RefSeq and is a predicted model, not a curated record. The coding region runs from base 209 to 811 and encodes 200 amino acids. Gene Ontology annotation, molecular function: GTP binding; GTPase activity. Lineage: Eukaryota; Metazoa; Chordata; Chondrichthyes; Lamniformes; Lamnidae. Gene Ontology annotation, biological process: small GTPase-mediated signal transduction. The transcript has 6 exons. Gene Ontology annotation, cellular component: neuron projection.